Girardinichthys multiradiatus is the source of this 2067-nucleotide messenger RNA. It is a transcript of the gene arhgef3l, whose product is annotated as Rho guanine nucleotide exchange factor (GEF) 3, like. The record is from RefSeq and is a predicted model, not a curated record. NCBI's taxonomy places the organism in Eukaryota, Metazoa, Chordata, Actinopteri, Cyprinodontiformes, Goodeidae. The transcript has 13 exons. Gene Ontology annotation, molecular function: guanyl-nucleotide exchange factor activity. Bases 356 to 1792 code for a protein of 478 amino acids. Gene Ontology annotation, biological process: positive regulation of Rho protein signal transduction; intracellular signal transduction.
AGAGAAGGAAGAAGAUGGAAGUGGAGGAGACUGGUGAAAUGAGGACUUCCUGGCCUGUGUCAGGAGAUAUGCACUCUGUCUUCGGUGACCAUGUUGGGAAGAAGCGAAAACAAGACCCGAUCCAUGAACCUGUGAUCAGAAUCAUAGAGGCAAGUAAUAUUCUGAAAUGCAGUGCACCGCCUUAUCUCUGCUGUUCUCAGUAACCGGCGGAAGUUUGUCAACCUUACCUUUGUGACCACACUGCUGAGUGCAGAACUGACUAAAGAGGUGAACAUUAUCCGAGCACCCUGAUUUCACAAGUAGUUUGCUUUUUUCCUGCAAUAUCUUGUUGCAUUAAAUCUGCUGGGAUUUCAGGAUGUUUCAGGAUGAGGAGGAAGAUGAGGAGGGGGAAAUGAUGGGUGAUAAUAAGGAUUCAGAGGAGCCCAGUAACAAAAGGGUCAAACCUGUGACUAAAUCCAACAGCCUGACGGGUGUCAUAACACCAGUGAAGACCCCUGCUCUUAAACGCAUAGGGCAGUCUAUUUCGCGGUCCAUCAGCUUUCGCACAGAUGCUCGACCUUUGCCCCCAGCCCCUCUGCGUAGUCGCACUAAGGCCUCGUCGUUUCCACGUAGGCGCAACAGCCAAUGUUGGAGCGACACUGUGGAGAGCCAUGACCUGACUGCAAAGGAAAUCAAACGCCAAGAGGUGAUCUAUGAGCUGACUCAGGGAGAAAGACAACUUAUAGAAGACCUCAGUUUGCUCAAGAAGGUGUACUACGAGCCCAUGUUGAAGUUGAAUAUAAUGACAGAAAGUGAGCUUGGACAAAUCUUCGGGACUUUAGAUACCCUCAUUCCGCUGCAUGAAGAUCUUCUGGCUCGUCUUGAACGACUGAGGGGCUCAGAGAAGACAGUUGGAGAAGUGGGGCCAACUCUGUUGAACUGGUUCCCCUGCCUGGAAGCCUAUGUCACAUACUGCUGCAACCAGGUGGGAGCCAAAGCUUUGCUGGACCUAAAGAAGCAGGAAAAAAGAGUCGAACAAUUCCUGAGCCUGUGUCAGGAGUCUUCGUUUAGUAGAAAAUUGGACUUGUGGAACUUUCUGGACCUACCUCGGAGCCGCCUGGUUAAAUACCCGCUGUUGUUGAGGGAGAUACAGAAGUGCACACCUCCAGAGCACCCGGAUGAGGACACAUUGCCUGAUGCUCUGGAGCUGAUCCAGAGCAUCGUGGCCGAGGUGAACAAGAAGACGGGGGAAGCAGAGUGCCAGUUCUAUAGGCGAGGACUGACCUACCUCGAAGAAAGCCAGAGAAUACCUGAGAUCCACCAGUCUCGCUUCCUGUACUGCCAUGGAGAGCUCAAGACCAACAAGGGACAGAGGCUGCAUGUAUUCCUGUUUGAGCUGGCUUUGGUGCUGACCAGACCAGGAGAGGACAGAGACGGCGGACAAGCGUUUAAUGUGUACCGGCAGCCUCUGCCCAACACAUUGAUAAAUUUAGAGGAGAUCCCAGACAGUGAGGCUGGAGGAGGAGGAACCUUCAGAGGAGCGUUCACCGGAGGAAAUGAUAAAGUGAAGAACUGCUUCCGUGUGAGCAGCAGAGGGCGCUCCAAAGUCAACCCUUACUGCUUGCAGGCCAACGACUCCUUCAGCAAGCAGCAGUGGAUCACCUGCCUGCGCCAGGCCAUCGUUCAGUCACGGGACAGGACUGCUCAGACCAGCCAGUCGCCGAUCUCCCUCCACGCUGAUCCCGCCCUUUGUCACAUAGCCGAUCUCAGCCUCAGCUCGGACACGGUCAUGACAGACCACACUAGUCGCUGACUGGUGGGCCGAUCACCCGAUUUCUCUUUGGGAGGUUAGAAAGGGUCUCUGGAGAGUGAAAGAAACCAAAUGGACCUUUUUAUGAACAGUUUCAAUUAAAGACUUCCAGAGAUUUGCAAACAAACGUUUUUCUGUGUUUUUCUUUAUUUUUAUGAUUUAUUUUUAAUUUUUAUAAGUGUGCUGACUGAACAGUGUUACUGUUACUGAAUGUGAAUGUAAAAUGGCAACAAAAUGUUUAUCCGGCUGUAUUUUAAUAAAACUGACAGUAAAAAGCU